AUGUCCACUCUCGGCGAUGAAAAAGCGGUUGACACCAUCGAUGUGAUUGACAAAGUACCCAUCGGCGUCCACUGUCGUGCUCGUGAUGAUUUGGAGAGGAGAUUACUAAGGAAGCUUGAUUUGCGCAUGUCCGUGUUGCUGAUUUUACAAACCUUGAACCUAAUUGAUAGAACCAAUGUUAGCAACGCUCGGUUACAAGGUUUUGAGCAAGACCUGCACCUGCAUGGGGCACAAUACGCCACGACUUUGUCCAUCCUAUUUGUUGGAUACAACCUCAUGCAAGUGCCAGCGAACAUGUUCAUGCACUGGCUGGAGAGACCUUCUAUCAUCAUUCCGUGCUGUAUGUUACUAUGGGGUACAAUAUCAGUAUUGUCAGUUACUGCUGGAAUUCUUGUCGCUCGCUUCUUUCUUGGCUUUGCCGAAGCACCCUGUUUCCCCGGCAUUGUAUUUCUUGUAUCUAAAUGGUACAAGCGAGACGAGAUCGCCUCGAGACUAGCUCUCUUUACUUCUGGAACUUUUCUCAGCUUCUGCAUUCGGAUCCCUGGUAUACUUGGUCAAGCUGCAUGGAGAUGGUUAUUUUAUAUUGAAGGCGGCGCCACCAUCUUGGUCGCAAUUUGCGCGAUUUUCAUACUCCCUGAUUUCCCUCACAACACCAGGUGGAUCACCCCAGAGGAAAGAGCGCUUGCUAUCUCUCGCCUUGCAGAGGAUGCCCAUGCUGGAGCAGACGAGCUUGGGAAGCGGACGACCGUGCAAGGACUGCGGGAUGCUGUGUCUGACUGGAAGGUGUGGUUGUUUUCAAUCGCGGCCAUUUUCCAGGUAGUAGGGCAGUCUUUCUUCGCUUACUUCCCAACGCUGUGCGCGACACUGGGAUAUGACACGACUAUAACGUUGCUGCUUUGUGCUCCUCCGUGGUUGUUGGCGGGUAUAAUCUCAUUUUUUCUUACAUGGUACUCCGAUAAGAAACAGGGGCGUUACAAAUGCUUUGUUGUCUCCAAUGCACUUGGCGCCCUUGCAUUCAUUAUAUCGAUCUUUACGAUGGAUAUCGCUGCGCGCUAUAUUUCACUGUUUUUGAUGGCUCAAGUCUUCGUUGGAUACCUGGUGCUCUUAGGGUGGAUCAGCAACACUUUCGCCAGGGAACCUGCGAAGCGCGCCGUUGCUAUUGCCCUGAUGAACACACUAGCGCAGACAGGCAAUAUUAUCGGAUCGUAUAUAUGGCCGUCGAAAUGGGGCCCGACAUAUCGUUAUUCCUACGCUAUCUGCAUCGCUGCACUUGGAAUUUCGACAUGCAUGUUUGGUGGUUUGUAUUGGUAUUUGAAGCAUUGGAAUGAGCAGGUUGAGAGGGAUGAGCAGGAUGUGAAAGAUAUCAAUGGGCUUCGCAGUCCGAUUGGUUUUAGAUAUCGGUUGUAG
This is a messenger RNA of Suillus bovinus, 1407 nucleotides long. RefSeq names its product sugar transporter. Gene Ontology annotation, biological process: transmembrane transport. The record is from RefSeq and is a predicted model, not a curated record. Gene Ontology annotation, cellular component: membrane. NCBI's taxonomy places the organism in Eukaryota, Fungi, Basidiomycota, Agaricomycetes, Boletales, Suillaceae. Gene Ontology annotation, molecular function: transmembrane transporter activity. The transcript has 10 exons. The coding region runs from base 1 to 1407 and encodes 468 amino acids.